Toxorhynchites rutilus septentrionalis is the source of this 1890-nucleotide messenger RNA. RefSeq names its product pyruvate dehydrogenase E1 component subunit beta, mitochondrial (gene Pdhb). The transcript has 6 exons. The coding region runs from base 205 to 1269 and encodes 354 amino acids. Gene Ontology annotation, molecular function: pyruvate dehydrogenase (acetyl-transferring) activity. The record is from RefSeq and is a predicted model, not a curated record. Gene Ontology annotation, biological process: pyruvate decarboxylation to acetyl-CoA. Lineage: Eukaryota; Metazoa; Arthropoda; Insecta; Diptera; Culicidae.
UGACAUUUCUCGUACAGAUUCGCAAUCAGUCGGUCGGUGCGCGUAUUUGUGGUGGGGUAAUUUUGGUCGGUCCCGUUUGUCGGUUCGAGUCGAGUCCCAAUCUUGAUAUUUUUCGUGGUGAUACGCGGCGAUCGAUUGUGUAGGACCGGAAAAGUUACUCCCGACAAGAGGCUGUGCUUCGAUACGUAAAAACCAGGACAAAGGAUGAUGCUCGCCACCGCUGCCGUGCGUGGAUUGUCUCGCCGCUGCUUUUCGACCUCCAAAGUCGUUUCCGCACAGCAGCUGACCGUUCGCGAUGCCCUUAACACCGCACUGGACGAGGAGAUGGAGCGGGACGAAAAGGUGUUCCUGCUGGGCGAGGAGGUGGCCCAGUACGAUGGCGCUUACAAGGUCUCCCGCGGACUGUGGAAGAAGUACGGCGACAAAAGGGUGAUCGAUACACCAAUCACCGAGAUGGGUUUCGCUGGUAUCGCAGUUGGUGCUGCCAUGGCUGGUCUACGCCCUGUGUGCGAGUUCAUGACGUUCAAUUUCUCAAUGCAGGCCAUCGAUCAGGUAAUCAAUUCCGCAGCGAAAACAUUCUACAUGUCAGCUGGUACCGUAAAUGUGCCAAUGGUCUUCCGUGGUCCUAAUGGUGCAGCCGCUGGUGUGGCAGCUCAGCAUUCACAAUGUUUUGGUGCCUGGUACUCCCACUGUCCCGGACUGAAGGUCAUCUCACCCUACGACAGCGAAGAUGCUAAAGGACUCCUAAAGGCCGCAAUCCGCGAUCCUGACCCUGUUGUGUGUUUGGAAAAUGAAAUGCUUUACGGUGUGAGCUAUCCAGUGUCGGAUCAGGUACUGGAUAAGGAGUUCUUGUUGCCAAUCGGGAAGGCGAAAAUCAUGCGGCCAGGUAAACACAUCACGCUGGUAGCUCACUCAAAAUCGGUUGAAACUGCGCUGGAAGCGGCGACAGAGCUUGCUGGGAAGGGUGUCGAGUGUGAGGUGAUCAACCUGCGUUCGUUGCGUCCACUCGACACGGACACAGUGUUCAAGUCUGUCCAGAAAACUCACCAUCUGGUGACGAUUGAGCAAGGUUGGCCACAAAGCGGUAUUGGAUCUGAAAUUUGUGCUAGAAUUAUGGAACACGAGACAUUCUUCCACCUUGACGCACCAGUUUGGCGUGUAACAGGUGUGGACGUACCGAUGCCUUACGCUAAGACUCUGGAAGCAGCAGCACUGCCCCAAACAGCUGAUGUUGUAAACGCCGUUAAUAAAGUGCUAGGAGUUAAGUGAAUUCUGAAAGAAUUGCCUGCAUAAUAGAUGAAUCUGAUUUAGAACGAAUCACCAAAAAGAGUAAAAACACGAAGCUGGAUCAUUGACAAUGAAGGAAUAUGUAGAAUUGGGAAAAAUGAAUAAAGGCAACAACUCUCCCAACAAAUCAGUCAAGUCAACAGAAUCGCAAAUUUGUUGAGUUGCAGUAAAUUUGCAAAUCGAUGUUCGCCUUACGAUCAAGGAAUAAAACGAAGAGAGUGAAUAUAUUUUCCAAAACAUCAAGUUCUCCGCUAACACCGUUAUCCAUCUUGUUUGCAUUGAGUUGGGGAACUUUCGGAGACUUGAACAAUACUGCCCGAAUGAUAAUUUGUACAGAGAUCCAUCCAGUCACAUUGUUAGCAAAGUAGUUGUAAAUAACGGUUGCAUUAUGAUUUAUUAACAUCGAAUUUAAAAUCAAUAAAUAACUUUGCAGUAAGACAUUCAUUCAUUACACGUCGAUCUAAUCGAACGCAUUAAAUUGAUGAUUAUAAUUUUCAUUCAAUAAUGUUCCCUUUCAUCAAUGCAAUCCGAUUCACCGUGGCUAGAAAAAUAGCCCACCAUCAUUGCCAGCAUGAAAUAAAUGAUAGUUUAAAUAUGCAGUUU